Messenger RNA from Uranotaenia lowii, 459 nucleotides. RefSeq lists its product as uncharacterized. The coding region runs from base 1 to 459 and encodes 152 amino acids. The transcript is spliced from 2 exons. The record is from RefSeq and is a predicted model, not a curated record. NCBI's taxonomy places the organism in Eukaryota, Metazoa, Arthropoda, Insecta, Diptera, Culicidae.
AUGUCGACGGACUCACAAAGUACAGCGCAGCUUUUUGCUGAGUUUUUCAAAACGAACUAUCAAACAACGGAAGCUUCCGGUCGAAUAAUGAUGCCCAUCGAUCCUGUCAUACACGAUAUUUGUUUGACCUUAGAGGAAAUAGAGGCAGGUUUGAAAAGGCUAGAUGCAGCGGUAGAGAAUAGAAUUUCGCCCCAUCAGCACGGAUUCUUCAGUAAAAGAUCGGUGGUCACAAAUCUUUGCGAGUUCACCACUCGCGUAUUAGAUUGGAUGAUCAAGGGAUUCCAAGUGGACUGCAUCUACACCGACAUGUCGAAGGCCUUUGAUGUAGCAGGGAUCAACGAAAUUUUGGAUGCAUCAGCGCGAAUUGGUAUUGGAGGUAACAUCCUACCUUGGAUCGAGUCUUAUUUGGUGAAUAGACAACAGUACGUGUCUAAAUUCUGUCUGCUCGGCGCCCUUUGA